UCUCGCCGGACGACAAUAGAGAAGGGACAGGCUCAGUUUAUGGAGUUUGGACGAACAGCGUUUGUUGUGAGAGUUUCUCUCCGCGGCGUUUGAGCACCAAAAAUGACGACUUUCAGGGUUUUUUCGAGCACAACACUCGCCGUGCUGCUGCUCGACGUGUGCCUGGUGUGCUGUGACAUUACGGACGGGAACGCGGAGCACCUGAAGCGGGAGCACUCGCUGAUGAAGCCGUACCAAGGCGUCGGCAGCAGCCCCAGCAGUCAGUGGGACUUCUGGGGAAGCACGUUGGUGACGUCCUCGUACGUCCGACUCACCCCAGACGAGAGGAGCAAGCAGGGAUCCAUCUGGAACACAGUGCCUUGUUACCUGAAGGACUGGGAAAUGCACGUGCAGUUUAAAGUUCAUGGGUCGGGGAAAAAGAAUCUCCAUGGCGAUGGCAUCGCCCUCUGGUACACAAAGGAAAAACUGCACCCAGGCUCCGUGUUUGGAAACCAAGAUCCGUUUCUUGGCCUGGCUAUUUUUUUGGAUACCUUCCGCAAUGACCUCCAUGGGAUGGAUCGCUCCUUCCCGUACAUUUCCGCCAUGGUGAACAACGGCACGGUGAGCUACGACCACGGCAAAGACGGCCGCUCGUCGGAGCUGGGAGGCUGCUCGGCCGAGAUCAGGAACCGGGAGCACGACACGUACCUCGCCGUCCGCUACUCCAAAGGAAGACUCACUGUGAUGAUCGACGUGGACGACAAGAACGAGUGGAGGGAGUGCAUCGACAUCGGCGGCGUUCGUCUUCCCACGGGAUAUUACUUUGGUGCCUCAGCGGCGACAGGAGAUCUCUCAGAUAACCAUGACAUCGUCUCCAUGAAGCUCUACCAGCUGAUGGUAGAACACACCCCCGAGGAGGAGAACAUGGACUGGUCCAAGAUCGAGCCCAGCGUCAGCCUCCUCAAGUCUCCCAAAGACAACAUCGACGAUCCCACCGGAAACUUCCGCAGCACGCCGCUCACCGGCUGGAAGGUCUUCCUGCUGCUGCUGUGCGCUCUGCUGGGGAUCGUGGUGUGCGGCGUGGUGGGAGCCGUGGUUUUCCAGAAGAGGCAGGAGAGGAACAAGAGGUUCUACUGAAAAAAGAGGAUGAGGAGGAGGAGUUUGCUGUGGAUUGAACUGUUUCCUGACGGCAGAUCGAGCACAUUCAAUGUGAAUUUUUUUCUAAAGAUUGUACAAAUGUUUAUAUCUUUUGAAGCACUGCGUUGGGGGUUAAUCUUUUUUUCUUUUUUGAUGUUGGUAAGACAGAGCAGAACUGAGAGGCCCUGGUAAAUGCUGUUUGUUUUCUUUGUUUUCAUUCAUGGCAGAAUUACCACAUGUCCAUUUCUCUGCUUCAAGUGUGAGCCUUUAAAAAAGGUUUUGUUUUUCUUGCUGUUUUACUGUGAAGGAAGAGAUGAUUUGACACAAAAUAAUCUGACAUUUUGUGGUGAUUUUCUUGCUUUUCCUAAUUUUGCUUUUGUCUAAGCAUUUUAGAGUCAUUUUGAAAUAACUGAAACAGACAUUUUCUUUAAAUAACCAUUGUUACACAACUUAACUUAACUCUUAUUUUUCUUUUCUUUUAAACUGGAAGGAUCAAAUGUCAAUUCAUUUUGACCACAUUUGACUGUUUAAUCUGACUUUCCUUACUCUUGUUUAGCCAUUUGGUUUAGAAAAUGUCCGAAAUUUGAUCAUGAAAAUCAAAGUAAAAGUUAACUUAACACUCAAAUGAUUUGAGUCUGUAAAGCUGGAAGUGUUUUCCUGAUGAAUGUAUUGUAAAAGCAGUUGUCGGUUAAUUAAUAGAUUAGUUGUGAUGGACAGAAAAUGUAAAAGCAGCCGUAAAUUAUGUCCAUAAAAAAGGAACAUACAGUCAAUUUUAACUGUAACGUUUGAAAACUGAAGCUUUUACCGUGAAACCACUUCAUAAGAGCAGCACGUUGGGCUUUUAUCUAAAAUACGACUCAAAUAUUUGUCCUCCGCAGAUGUCAUUUGUUGAUUUUUAAUAUCCAUGGAUGUUAUUUUUUCUAAGCAAUAAUAUCUUCAAAUUCUUUCUUGUUUGGUUGUUAGUUUUUUAACAAGUUUCUUUUUCACAUUUGCUUUGCAUUUCACAUGCUUUUCAAAGAGUUGUGUUUUGAUGAGCGAGAUGAAACAGAGAUUGUUGUUGCUUUUUUUAUUUUUAUUUUCUUAACAAUCUUUUAGCAGGGUGGAUGUUUUGAGUCUCUGUCGUAUGAUCUUGAAGCCGGUCUGCAUCUGCCGCCACAUCACUUAGGUUUGUGAUGAGACUCUGAAAACCUGCUCCUCUCAUCAGAAAUAAUGUAUUAAAAUAAAGAAAUACAUUUUAAAAAA
Molecule: messenger RNA, 2358 nt
Organism: Solea senegalensis (Senegalese sole)
Lineage: Eukaryota; Metazoa; Chordata; Actinopteri; Pleuronectiformes; Soleidae
Gene: lman2
Product: lectin, mannose-binding 2
Exons: 8
Coding region: 103-1116 (337 amino acids)
Biological process (GO): endoplasmic reticulum organization; endoplasmic reticulum to Golgi vesicle-mediated transport; Golgi organization
Cellular component (GO): endoplasmic reticulum-Golgi intermediate compartment; Golgi membrane; endoplasmic reticulum membrane
Molecular function (GO): D-mannose binding
Source: RefSeq, a predicted model, not a curated record